This is a messenger RNA of Myotis davidii, 2437 nucleotides long. RefSeq names its product casein kinase 1 gamma 3 (gene CSNK1G3). Gene Ontology annotation, biological process: signal transduction; positive regulation of canonical Wnt signaling pathway; endocytosis. Lineage: Eukaryota; Metazoa; Chordata; Mammalia; Chiroptera; Vespertilionidae. The record is from RefSeq and is a predicted model, not a curated record. Gene Ontology annotation, cellular component: plasma membrane; cytoplasm; nucleus. Gene Ontology annotation, molecular function: ATP binding; protein serine/threonine kinase activity. The transcript has 14 exons. Bases 341 to 1711 code for a protein of 456 amino acids.
GCCUAGCCUAGCUGAUAUCAUGAAUGAAGCCUGUGAAAACUCAAGCAAAUGAUUCAGCUGAGCCAUAUCCAGACUUCUGAUCCAUGGAAACUUUCUCUAUCAAGAUCAGUGCACAUCAUUGAAAAGAAAAUUUUGAAGACAUGUUUUGCUGAAAAGACAACUGAGAAACAUCUUACGAAUGGGAUGAACACGCACCAGUUAAUUGACUACCUACUGAAAUUUGAAUGUUAACAUUACCUGCCUGGUACAGUUACCUAGUGAUGUACCUAUUCUCACCAUACCCUACUUCAGUGUGCUUGUCUUGAUUAAAGAAUUCAAAGUGGAGUACCGCAAACUUGAUAUGGAUAAUAAAAAGAAAGACAAGGACAAAUCAGAUGAUAGAAUGGCACGACCUAGUGGUCGGUCGGGACAUAACACUCGAGGACCUGGGUCUUCCUCCUCUGGAGUUUUAAUGGUUGGACCUAACUUUAGAGUUGGAAAAAAAAUUGGAUGUGGCAAUUUUGGAGAAUUACGAUUAGGGAAAAAUUUAUAUACAAAUGAAUAUGUGGCAAUUAAACUGGAACCCAUGAAAUCCAGAGCACCACAGCUACAUUUGGAAUAUAGAUUCUACAAGCAGUUAGGAUCUGGAGAUGGUAUACCUCAAGUUUACUAUUUUGGCCCUUGUGGUAAAUACAACGCUAUGGUGCUGGAACUGCUGGGACCUAGUUUGGAAGAUUUGUUUGAUUUGUGUGAUAGAACAUUUUCUCUUAAAACAGUUCUCAUGAUAGCUAUCCAACUGAUUUCUCGUAUGGAAUAUGUUCAUUCAAAGAACUUGAUAUACAGAGAUGUAAAACCUGAGAACUUCUUAAUAGGACGACCAGGAAAUAAAACCCAGCAAGUUAUUCAUAUUAUAGAUUUUGGUUUGGCGAAGGAAUAUAUUGAUCCAGAGACAAAGAAACACAUACCAUACAGAGAGCACAAAAGCCUUACAGGAACAGCUAGAUACAUGAGCAUAAAUACACAUUUAGGAAAAGAACAAAGUAGAAGAGAUGACUUAGAAGCUUUAGGUCAUAUGUUCAUGUAUUUUCUUAGAGGCAGUCUUCCUUGGCAAGGUUUAAAGGCUGACACAUUAAAAGAGAGGUAUCAGAAAAUUGGAGAUACAAAACGAGCCACACCCAUAGAAGUGUUAUGUGAAAAUUUUCCAGAAGAAAUGGCAACAUAUCUUCGUUAUGUAAGAAGGCUAGAUUUUUUUGAAAAACCAGACUAUGACUACCUAAGAAAGCUUUUCACUGACUUGUUUGAUCGAAAGGGAUAUCUGUUUGAUUAUGAAUAUGACUGGAUGGGUAAACAGUUGCCUACUCCAGUGGGGGCAGUUCAGCAAGAUCCUGCUCUGUCAUCAAACAGAGAAGCACAUCAACACAGAGAUAAGAUGCAACAAUCCAAAAAUCAGUCGGCAGACCACAGGGCAGCUUGGGACUCCCAGCAGGCAAAUCCCCACCAUUUGAGAGCUCACCUUGCAGCAGACAGACAUGGUGGCUCGGUACAGGUUGUAAGUUCUACAAAUGGAGAGUUAAACACAGAUGACCCUACUGCAGGACGGUCAAAUGCACCCAUCACAGCCCCUACGGAAGUAGAAGUGAUGGAUGAAACCAACUGCCAGAAAGUGUUGAACAUGUGGUGCUGCUGUUUUUUCAAACGAAGGAAAAGGAAAACCAUACAGCGCCACAAGUGACUCUGGAGACAGGCAGAUCAUGGGGAGUUACUUGCGUGUUCAUCUUCUGUCUUGUGAUGAAAAUCAUCUCUGUAGUGACCACAUAUGUUUUCAAGGACUCACUCUUAGAAACAAAAAUGUCAUACUUUCAUACUUCAUUGUGUGGUUGUCUUACAUUCACGUUUUUUUUCUAAUUUAACUAUUAUGGAAGCUUUAACGUUUUGUCAAAACAUGAGUGCUUUGCCCAUCAGUGAAUGGAAUGGACCAAUGAGGUAGGACUGGUCAAAAUAGUCCUAGAGAACAUUUUCAGAAGCUCUCCUCCUGCCACGGAAAGCAGUACAGUAUCUUAAAUGUCAACCAGUUAAUAUACCUGAUCUGGUCUUUUAUAACUCAUGUAAGAGCAUAAUCAAACAGGAAUUUUCUCCCCUGUGGUAACACAACAAAGGAAACAGAGUUGCCCAAAUAUUUGAAGAAGGUAAUUCUUGAGAAAUUCAUUUUUGGUGUGACAUCUGCAUUGAUACCAGUAUUACUGAUGGUACUGCUAUUUGUGAGUCAUACUAAAAUUCUCUCUGAAAUCAUGGUACAGUCACUGCCCAGAGGUACUGAGGAAAAAGCUCUAUGUGUUUGGCAGAUGGUAGUUGUAAAAUGAAUAACAAGUAAUGUGGUAAUUAUGAGUUCUGCUUUUUAAAAAUUUUUUAAAUUAUUUAUUGCUUUGAGAGAGAGGGGGAGAAAGAAACAUUGACUUGU